Messenger RNA from Gaeumannomyces tritici R3-111a-1, 608 nucleotides. RefSeq lists its product as hypothetical. Bases 72 to 608 code for a protein of 178 amino acids. The record is from RefSeq and is a predicted model, not a curated record. Lineage: Eukaryota; Fungi; Ascomycota; Sordariomycetes; Magnaporthales; Magnaporthaceae. The transcript has a single exon.
CGGUUGAAUCCAAACCCGGGCAGGGGUGAGGCGAGCAUCGCCUACGAUUCAUCUGAGUCGCUUUGAAAGUCAUGGCCUCCUGCAUCCUAACUCAAGAAAUGUGUUUGGUAAUAUAUCCAUCACUUCUGACACUUCUACUUGGCGCUUUGAAGUGGCCUGCUAGGCGCUACAACUGGACCUCAAGUCACUUUCACUGUGAUCGUCCCCAUAUGCCUCGGUAUCUCGUUCAUUCCUUCGCCUUUUCACAUAUCUUUUGGCUUUCAUUUUGCUACUCUCCUUUUUAUCACGCAUUUGCCGUAACCCCAGGAUGGGUCUCUAAUAGCGGAGAAUACGGACGAGUAUCAACUCUACCCACGUGGCCGUCAGCGGAUGGUCCUACAAACAAUGAGUGGCUAUUGGCUGACAAGUCGAUGCAUACAUACAUUAUAUAUAUAUAUAUAUAUAUAUGCAUUCCUACCCAGCUAUUGAGAGAUAUGAAGACGCCGCGCUCCUGUCUAGAUCACUCUCGGCCUCGCUUUGGCCGAAUGGCGCGGCUAGGACGAAUCCAAAAGCAGAUACGUGGCGAGCUCUUCUCGGGCCACAGAUUCAUCCGCACUGAUGCCUCAUAA